Messenger RNA from Leopardus geoffroyi (Geoffroy's cat), 3587 nucleotides. RefSeq names its product SREK1 interacting protein 1 (gene SREK1IP1). The record is from RefSeq and is a predicted model, not a curated record. Lineage: Eukaryota; Metazoa; Chordata; Mammalia; Carnivora; Felidae. Gene Ontology annotation, molecular function: zinc ion binding; nucleic acid binding. The coding region runs from base 16 to 675 and encodes 219 amino acids. The transcript is spliced from 5 exons.
UGUGUGUUCUGUAAUAUGACUCCCCCGGAAACUGCAUCAUCGUUACUUGGUUCCGCUAUCGCCAGAGGCCUUCCCCGACUGGCAGGGAAGUCCGGCGGCGCCGGUCGGAGGAAGAGGCCGCCCUCGCCGUUUGUGGUCCUCGCGGCAGGCGGGAGGCGAGCGUACUCUCGAAAGCCUACAGCUCCUGCGACCCCUCUUACCAGCGCAAUGGCAGUCCCAGGUUGCAACAAGGACAGUGUCCGGGCAGGCUGUAAAAAAUGUGGCUAUCCUGGUCAUCUGACAUUUGAAUGCCGCAAUUUUCUCCGAGUAGACCCCAAAAGGGACAUAGUUUUGGAUGUGAGCAGCACAAGUAGUGAAGAGAGUGAUGAAGAGAAUGAAGAACUGAAUAAAUUGCAGGCAUUACAAGAAAAAAGAGUAAAUGAAGAAGAGGAGAAGAAAAAAGCAAAAAGCAAAGAGAAAAUCAAGUUGAAAAAAAAAAGAAAAAGGUCUUAUUCAUCCAGUUCCACUGAAGAGGACACUUCAAAACAAAAGAAACAAAAAUAUCAGAAGAAAGAAAAGAAAAAAGAAAAAAAGAAUAAGUCAAAAAGGGGGAAACACCACAAAAAGGAAAAAAAGAAGAGAAAAAAGGAAAAGCAUUCUUCCACCCCUAAUCCUUCUGAGAUCUGCAAAAAGUAACUGAAUCUUCAGCCUAAGCCAUUAAAUUUUAAAAUUUGGUUUUAGAAAUUAUUUGACCUUCCUUGGAAUUUGCUAUAUAAUCAUGCUUUGCAAUAAAUCACAACCUUUUCCAUAUAGACAUUUUUUUCGUAUAUGGGACCAUUGUCUUCUGGCAAUAGAUUUUUAAUGUGCUGACUAUAAAGUAUUGAAUCAGUCUUAUUACUUGAUAGCCACACCCCAAAUAUAGAUAUUUAUACAUACAAAACACAUCAUUUUUGGUAUUCAUGACUGUGUCUGACUAGUGUUGUUACUUUAUAAGUUGAUUGUAAAUGGCUUUACUCCAGUCAACACAGGUAAUCUACCUAGCAGUUAAUGAGUAUUGCUCAAUCAAGUGUCCACCUUCCAGUGAUAAAAUGAGGUAGGGGAUAAUGCUUUGCUCUUGACUCUGAAAAAUUUAAUAGCUUUAUUUCCUAUGAUAAUGUAUAAAGAUAGUGAAAUUUUUCACUGUCAUUUUUAAAUCUUGAAACUUUUUUGGAUGUCAAAGGAAAUGAAGCUGCUUCACUGGUCUUAACUAGGACAUUUUAAGCGAAUGGUGUUGGCAAGAAGAUAAUGAAAAUACUUAUAAGGAAGUUUUACUGUUACACGAAAUGCAGAGUGUCUAGUACCUGCCUCCUCUGUUAUUGUAACAAUUAAAAUUCUCUUCCUCUUUUAAAAAGACAAGCGUAGUCCAGCCUCUCAGAGUCUUGCAGAGAUGAUGCUGUGUUGGGUAGAAUAUUUAGGAUAGACUCCUGGGUUGUUUUACAAAUGUGCCAUAUUGGCAUCUCUUAAAGUGAUACCUCAAACACAGAACUUUUUAAUUAGGAGGAUGACAGCUAAAUCAUUAUUAGAACUGAUUUUUAUUGUAUCCUGUAUGUAAAUUUUAUGAAGCUUGUUUCUAUGAGUAAUGUGGAAAUUUUUUAUAAAUGUGAACAUAUAUAUUUAUUUGUCUAAAAUAAUUUGUAGUUUUGAAGCAGGUUUCACACUGAAUUUAUGGUUUCAAAAAUGACCAGUUUGGGGUGUUUCUCUCUUUUACUUCAUUCUUAGACCUUAAGAGCAGUGACAAAAAUUUAGGGUUAAGAAUUUUAUUCUGUACUUUUUAAAAUAUAAGAGCCAGGGAGUUGCAUCAUGAAAGCCUUUAUAUAACAAUGAAAAUUUUAUAUGAGUAAGCAUUUUCAAGCAUAUAUCAGUAGAUAUAAAUGUUUCUUACACUGUUAAUUUCACAAUGAUCAGUGUUACUUACUUUGCUUGAUAUUUGGAUAUCCCUUACGCCCAGUGAGUUAAGCACUUAGCAGCAUCAAACAUCAAUCACUUAUCAUGGCACAGCACCAAAGAUUGCAUGUACUCACUGUGGUGCAGUUAUAAAUUUUCAGAUUACUAACCUACAGACAUGGUGUCAGGCAAAUUCAUUAUGGUGAAACCAGGUAAGUACAUGUAACCUCGCAAGCUGGAAAAAUGUACUGAUUCUUUCUUCAUCCAGCUCCCCUUGCUCACAUGACCUCACUCACACUGGGGGAGCUCACAGCUCCUCAUAAUAUCUGCUUACCAUGCUGAGAUCUAGGGAAGCUACACCCACAUCCCUCUUCUAGCUUUAUACUGAGGAAGCUUUCACUCUUCUAGCUUUUCCAUCACCUAAUUUCGUCAUAUGGCCUCUUCAGAAAGAAACUCUUUUGUUUAAAUAGCUUAGUCAGGUGUUGAGAGAGAAACAUAGAGUUAUUAAGUUAUUACAUUUUUAACUGUUUGUUUGGCCUUUGCUGUAUUUUCAGUAUUUUUUAGCUGUAUUUUCUGAAAAUACGGUUCUUUCAUUAUCAUAAUGAAAAAAAUAAAAAAACUUAAAAAUGAUAGGAAAAUGCUGCAUGCACAAGGAUGGCCUCAUCCCAUUUUAACAUGGUUAAAAAUGCUAAUAAUUAUAGUGAAACAAAAGUAAUCUAAAGUUACUUGUGAGUUUUAUUUCUGUUAAUCGUAGAGAUUAUAAAUUGGCUCAUUAGAUUUGUUUUCUGAAUGGGAACACAAUUGAUAAUGGUCCAGAAGAGUUACAUAAAAUUCAGCAUCAUUAACUAAUACAGUGUGCAAAUUAAAAAAUUUUAUUGCUCAGUAAUUUUGUCCCCUAGAUACAUUCUUGGAAUUAUUCUUGAGUAAAUUCCCCAUAGUAUGAGAAUAGUUUAUAAAACCUGUCAUCUGAAUAAAAUUUAUUUGUUUUUACUGGUUUUCUUGUAAAGUGAUCUUGUUGGGAUUGGAUACAAAUCUCACUAAUAAAUUUUAGGAGAAAAUUAGUGAGAUUUUCUAUGAGGCAGUAUGUACGUAGCAGAAGGAAAACUGAACUUAAUAGUAAAAAUCCAAAAAGUCCUGGCCUUUCUAACUACCUUCGUGACUUUCAACUAAAUUAUUUAGCUUCUCUGGGCCUUGGUGUAUUUGAUCUGUAAUAUAUUAUACACAAUUAUCUCUGAGAACCCUUCCAGUCCUUAAUGUAUAUGAUUAUCAAUAUGUUAGUAUAAUUCAAGUAAUAUUAUUCAUUUUAGAAAUUGCUGUAGGUAGGCAGGUAGCAUUCUGUAUUGGUAAAGGUUGAAUUUAUUAAUAUACCUGUUAAACACAUUCAACUUCUUUAAGCAGGUAAUUGAUAUUUGGUUUACAUUCUUAGCAACCAGUGUAUGUUUUUUUCAUCAGAUGCAUAUAGAUUUUAUGUUUAGAUUUGUAUCUCUAACCUGAUUGUCUAAAUACUCAGGCUAUUGCUUUUGGGAUGAUGGAUCCACUCCCCACAAAAUUCCCUGUUUCUUUUCUCCGUAUCCUCUUUUGACGAAAAUCUCUCAGAGGUAUCCCUAGUUCUUGCCCCUAAUGUACAUCUGUUCACAUCUUUGGUUCUCUGAGACCAAAACAUCAAUAAAUAAGGAAUAAAACAA